Messenger RNA from Medioppia subpectinata, 634 nucleotides. NCBI's taxonomy places the organism in Eukaryota, Metazoa, Arthropoda, Arachnida, Sarcoptiformes, Oppiidae. The record is from the annotation of a GenBank genome assembly.
AUUUAUGGUUGUGUCAUACAUAAGAGAAUUAAAACAGAAAGACCCAGGUAUAUUUGCCUGGGAGAUCAGAGACAGACUAUUACAAGAUGGUGUUUGUGAUAAAUACAACGUGCCUUCAGUCAGCAGUAUUAGUCGAAUUCUUCGAAAUAAAAUAGGAAUGACUGGCAGUAGUGGAUCGACACCGGCAUCAGUGUCUCAUUUGCAUCACCACCACCACCAUCAUCAUCCCUCCUCACACUCCACCUCAUUAAGUACUUACAGUUUAGAUAACAAAGAGAGCGUACGGGCCGUCACAUCGGCUGCAGCGGCCCUUUACAGUCCAAUAUACGCGCCGUACGGUUGUGGGGGUGCAAUGACCGCAAUGACCAAUGUCUCGAUGUCACAUCCAAACUCAUCGGUGUCGUCGCCUUCACAAAUCAAUUCUGUCUCGGGAUCAGUGUCUGUGCCGGUGCUCGUGCGCGAUGGCAAAGCUGGUCACCAUCACGUCAGUGGUCAGGACAUAGGCAACAGCAUCUCUAACAUAACGGCCGCAGAACUCUCUCAACUCCCUUCAGGUCCUCAAUGCAUGACAUCGUUCAACAUGAAUGCCGUUAUGCCAUCCAUGUAUGGUCUCAUUCAUCAGCACCGGUGGUGG